Messenger RNA from Batrachochytrium dendrobatidis JAM81, 860 nucleotides. RefSeq lists its product as uncharacterized. The coding region runs from base 25 to 834 and encodes 269 amino acids. Gene Ontology annotation, molecular function: protein-lysine N-methyltransferase activity. Lineage: Eukaryota; Fungi; Chytridiomycota; Chytridiomycetes; Rhizophydiales. The transcript is spliced from 5 exons. The record is from RefSeq and is a predicted model, not a curated record.
CAAAAAUCACAAUCGUAUUCCAGAAUGAAGGAAGAUAUGGCUACAGAACCAGCUAAAGAUGUUCCAAGUGAUGAUGAUAUUUUUUUCCCAUCAGAUGUGUUUGAAGAACCAGCUGGCUUUCGACCCCCUUCACCACAACCCACUAUCGUCAGUUUUGCUCGUGACAGUGCAAGCGUUCAGCCAGGCUCAUUGACCGAGUUCAAAGUCAAUCUCGUUGGAAAACACAGUUUAUGGGCACAUUGGCUUUGGAAUGCUGGAAAAUCAAUGUCAAACUACUUGGAUAAAAACAAAAACAUGGUUGCAGGCAAAAACGUGCUUGAGCUUGGUGCUGCUGCCGCUCUUCCAACCAUGAUUUGCGCAUUAAAUGGUGCCAAAAAGGUUGUCAGCACAGACUAUCCUGAUCCAGCUCUUCUCAAUAACAUCAUACUCAAUGCACGAGAAAACACUCCCGAAUUUUUAGAGAAUAACACUAUUGUUGUAGAGGGAUUCAUUUGGGGCGAAGACCACACCAAGGUUCUCGAGCAUCUAUCCGAUGACGGAUCAACAAAAUUUGAUUUAAUUCUUUUGGCAGAUCUUAUUUUUAAUCACAAUCAGCAUACAAACCUACUAAAAAGCUGCCGUGAAAUGCUUGCUCCAGGCGGUGUAGUAUACACCACCUUUACUCAUCAUGUUGUCAAAUGGGCAUAUAGAGAUAUGAAAUUCUUUGAGACUGCCACUGAAAUGGGAUUUAAAUUUGAAAAGAUUUACCAGGAACGUUGGCAGUGCAUGUUUCCUGAAGACGAUGGCGACGUAGAUGUACGCAGUACUGUCCAUGGUUACAAGAUGUGGGUUUAAUAAAUAAUUGACUUUUACCAUACUUU